AUGGCCGGCGAUGAAAGAAAUAAUGAAAAAAAGGAUGAAAAGGAGAAAUCGAAUGAUAAAGGAAAGAAAGAUGGACAGAGGAACAAAAAACCGACCAAAUUCGUGCCAACAAAAGACCAGGCACAACGACAAACACAAGCGGUUCUCAAUGGGUUGACCAGAGAACAAUAUACUGAUAUAACUGUUGUGAAUGGAGUUGUACGGAAAGAAUGUAGAAAAAGAGUUCCGAGCGAAUCGGAGAAGGACUUUGAAGAGAGAAAGAAGAAUAAGCGUUGGGCAGAUGAGUUAAAAGUAAGUUGAGGGAGACUUUUUUAUAAAAAGACUUGGAAUAUUUGGACCCGAAUUUCUUCCGACACUUUUGAAAUAUGACUAUUUGCAGGAAAAACAAAGGCAACGUGUGUUUUAUGACCGUGCUGCGAAAAAUGGCAAAAAUUUUGAUGAAACGAAACAUCGUCGAACUGAGUAUUACAAACCGUUGGACCCGUGUGGAUUGAGUCGCGAGUCGUUGAAUUUGAUGGACGGUUAUGGAAUUCGUAGAAAGUUGGAUGUUGAGAAAUUGAAAGAGAAAAAAGUGGAUAUGAACAUUUUCAAAUUUUGGGAACAGUGGGAUCAGAAAGAGGAAAAGGAAAGAAAAAGGAAAGAGAAGGAAAACGAGAAGAAUCGCGAAAAUACUCAGGGAAACGAUAAUGAGGGAGGUGAAUCAAUUGGUAAUGUUGGAACUGCUGCGAAUACGUCAACUGCUGGUAAUGCUGGUUGCAGCGACGCUGAAGAACAACCAACUCAACAAGAACAGGAUGAUGAUUAUGAUGAUGAUUUCGACGCAGGAGCUCCGUCUACUAGUGAUUUUCGCGGGCAACGUCGCCGCCAUUGA
Messenger RNA from Caenorhabditis angaria, 871 nucleotides. NCBI's taxonomy places the organism in Eukaryota, Metazoa, Nematoda, Chromadorea, Rhabditida, Rhabditidae. The record is from the annotation of a GenBank genome assembly.